Seriola aureovittata is the source of this 6975-nucleotide messenger RNA. Its product is annotated as poly [ADP-ribose] polymerase tankyrase-2-like. Lineage: Eukaryota; Metazoa; Chordata; Actinopteri; Carangiformes; Carangidae. The record is from RefSeq and is a predicted model, not a curated record. Gene Ontology annotation, molecular function: NAD+ poly-ADP-ribosyltransferase activity; protein binding. Bases 183 to 4019 code for a protein of 1278 amino acids. The transcript is spliced from 30 exons.
CGGCUGCUGGAGGAGGAUGAUGGAGGACCGGAGUCUGUCUGCCUGCCAGCCGGGGAUGAUUUAUUUCAUCGACGGCCAAUAAACAGCCGUAAUAUUCCUGUAAUAUCCCUGCAGGGAACCACAGGGUCCGUGCUGCUCCACAGUUCCUGUGUCUCUUCUGAGACCGGGUCUAGUUGUCCUGCAUGGCCUCAGUGGCUGCAGGGUUCUGGGGUUCAGCCACCUGCUGCUCUCACUCCAAACUCUCCAGAACCAGCAGCCUGAAACUGGGCCGAGGCCGUUCGCCGUCGUCCAUGUUGUCCGGCCGGAGGUGUUCAGGAGUGUCCGGUCUCGGGGGUGGAGCCGUGUCCCUGGGGCCCGUAGUGGCAGAGGUGGCGGUGGAGACGGGUAGUGGUGGCGGCGGCGGCGGCAGGUCAGGGGCCGGAGAGGCCAGCAGGGAGCUGUUUGAGGCCUGUCGCAGCGGGGACCUGGAGAGAGUUCGUAAAAUGGUGAUGGCCGAGAACGUGAACAGUCGGGACACGGCGGGGAGGAAGUCCACGCCACUGCACUUCGCUGCAGGUUUUGGUCGUAAAGACGUGGUGGACUUCCUCCUCCAGAACGGAGCCAAUGUCCACGCCAGGGACGACGGAGGGCUGAUUUCCCUCCACAACGCCUGCUCCUUCGGCCACGCUGAGGUGGUGAGUUUGUUGCUUCAUCACGGCGCGGACGCAAACGCCAGAGACAACUGGAACUACACUCCGCUUCAUGAGGCAGCCAUCAAGGGCAAGAUCGACGUGUGUAUAGUGUUGCUGCAGCACGGAGCCGAGCCGACCAUCAGGAACACAGACGGUCGAACUGCUCUGGAUCUGGCAGAACUCUCCACCAAAGCAGUGCUGACAGGUGAAUACAGAAAAGAUGAGCUUCUGGAGAGCGCCAGGAGCGGGAACGAGGAGAAGCUGAUGGCUCUGCUGACGCCGCUCAAUGUCAACUGUCACGCCAGUGAUGGACGAAAGUCGACGCCCUUGCACCUGGCGGCCGGAUACAACCGGGUCAAGACCGUCCAGCUGUUACUGCAGCACGGCGCUGACGUGCACGCCAAGGACAAGGGGGACCUGGUUCCUCUUCAUAACGCCUGUUCAUACGGUCACUAUGAGGUCACUGAGCUGCUGGUGAAGCACGGAGCCUGUGUUAACGCCAUGGACCUGUGGCAGUUCACUCCUCUACAUGAAGCCGCUUCCAAGAACCGAGUGGAGGUGUGUUCUCUCCUGCUGAGCUACGGAGCUGACCCCACCUUCCUGAACUGUCACAAUAAAAGCUCCAUUGACCUCGCCCCGACCUCUCAGCUGAAAGAGCGGCUCGCCUAUGAGUUCAGAGGUCACAGCCUGCUGGCGGCGGCCCGGGAGGCCGACGUGGUUCGAGUCAAGAAGCAUCUGAGCCUGGAGACCAUCAACUUCAAACACCCGCUCACUCAGGAGACGGCCCUGCAUUGUGUGUCUGCCUCUCCGUACACGAAGAGGAAACAAGUGUGUGAACUUCUGCUGAGGAAAGGAGCCAACGUCAACGAGAAAACGAAGGACCUGCUGACUCCUCUCCACCUGGCGUCAGAGAAAGGCCACAACGACGUCAUCGAGGUGUUGGUCAAACACGAAGCCAAGGUGAACGCGGUGGAUCACCUGGGUCAGACGGCGCUGCACCGGGCCGCUCACUGCGGACACCUGCAGACCUGCAGGCUGCUGCUGAACGCCGGCGGUGACCCGCUGCUCACGUCGCUGCAGGGCCUCUCUCCCUCACAGCUGGGCAACAAGAGCGUGCAGGAGAUACUGCAAGCAGAGGGAGUUCUCAUCGGGAACUCGGAGGUCGACCGUCAGCUGCUGGAAGCCUCCAAAACUGGAGACCUGGAAGCUGUCAAGAAGCUCUGUACGGUGCAGAAUGUGAACUGCAGGGACGUGGAGGGUCGACAGUCGACGCCGCUGCAUUUCGCCGCCGGCUACAACCGUCUGGCUGUUGUCCAGUUCCUGCUGCAGCACGGAGCCGACGUGCACGCCAAGGAUAAAGGAGGUCUGGUCCCGCUCCAUAACGCCUGCUCGUACGGUCACUAUGAGGUGGCGGAGCUGCUGGUUCUUCACGGAGCCGUGGUCAACGUGGCCGACCUCUGGAAGUUCACUCCGCUGCACGAAGCCGCCGCCAAGGGCAAAUACGACAUCUGUAAACUCCUGCUGCAGCAUGGCGCCAACCCGACCCGAAAGAACCGGGACGGUAACACCCCCCUGGACCUGGUGAAGGACGCCGACACGGACAUCCAGGAUCUGCUGCGGGGCGACGCCGCCCUGCUGGACGCCGCCAAGAAGGGCUGCCUGGCUCGAGUGAAGAAACUCUGCACACACGACAACGUGAACUGUAGAGACACACAGGGGAGACACUCCACACCGCUGCACCUGGCUGCGGGCUACAAUAACCUGGAGGUGGCUGAGUACCUGCUGCAGCACGGAGCUGAGGUCAACUCUCAGGACAAAGGAGGACUGAUUCCUCUGCACAACGCUGCCUCCUACGGGCACGUGGACGUGGCGGCUCUCCUCAUCAAGUAUGACGCCUGCGUCAACGCCACCGACAAGUGGGCGUUCACGCCGCUGCACGAGGCCUCUCAGAAGGGCCGGACGCAGCUGUGUGCGCUCCUACUGGCUCACGGUGCUGACCCCACCCUCCGGAACCAGGAGGGCCAGUCUCCUCUGGACCUGGUCACGGCUGAUGAUGUCAGGGCCUUGCUGACAGCGGCGAUGCCUCCCUCUGCUCUCCCUGGUUGUUAUAAACCUCAGGUCAUCAGCGUGGCGGCUGCAGCGUCAGCCUCUGGUUCUCCACCCAUUGCUGUCGUCCCGCCACUUCUCUCCUCUUCCUCCCCCUCCACCUCUUCCUCAUCCUCUUGCCCUGCCCCUCCUGUCCUCCUCCUCCCCUCUUCCUCUUCCUCCUCUUCCUCUUCUGGUCUGGACGCCACCACAUCAGCUAAGACAGGCGGCAGCAGCACCACCACCGAUGCUCCUGCUGCUUCAAAGUCCUCAUCUUCGCCGCCGCCAGCGUCUUCAUCAUCCUCAGUGUCUCCUGAGUUUUCACUGCUGUCAGCCGGCGAGGGAUCAGUGAGCGCUGAGAACAAAGAGCAAGUUCCAGGGGUUGAGCUCAGUAUCCGUCAGUUCCUGAAGAACCUGGGUCUGGAGCAUCUUCUGGAGAUCUUUGACAGAGAGCAGAUCACUCUGGAUGUGCUGGUGGAGAUGGGUCACCGCGAGCUGAAGGAGAUCGGCAUCAACGCCUACGGACACAGACACAAGAUCAUCAAAGGAGUGGAGAGACUCAUCAGCGGGCCGCAGAGUCUGAACCCUUAUCUCACGUUGAACACAGCCAACAGUGGAACCAUCCUGAUCGACCUCGCAGUCGACGACAAGGAGUUUCAGUCUGUAGAGGAAGAGAUGCAGAGUACGAUCAGAGAGCACAGAGACGGCGGCCAUGCUGGAGGAGUGUUCAACAGAUACAACCUGGUCAAGAUCCAGAAGGUCUGCAACAAGAAGCUGUGGGAGCGGUACACCCACCGCAGGAAGGAGGUGUCCGAGGAGAACCACAACCACUCCAACGAGCGCAUGCUGUUCCACGGCUCCCCGUUCGUCAACGCCAUCAUCCACAAAGGGUUUGACGAGCGCCACGCCUACAUCGGCGGGAUGUUCGGUGCCGGUAUUUACUUUGCCGAGAACUCGUCGAAGAGUAACCAGUACGUACACGGGAUUGGAGGGGGGACGGGCUGCCCGCUGCACAAGGACCGCUCCUGCUACGUCUGCCACAGACACCUGUUGUUCUGCAGGGUGACUCUUGGUAAAUCCUUUCUGCAGUUCAGCGCCAUGAAGAUGGCUCACUCGCCGCCAGGUCACCACUCGGUGACCGGCAGGCCGAGCGUCAACGGCCUCGCCCUCGCCGAGUACGUCAUCUACAGAGGAGAGCAGGCCUAUCCAGAAUACCUGAUCACCUACGAGAUCAUGAGGCCGGACUCUCCUGCAGACGGAUGAAGGAGGAAAACAUGGAGCUCAUCUCAUCCCCUCUGCUGAGCCUCUGCUUCAUUAACUGCAUGCACGAAGAAAAAAAACUUUAUUUAUACAAUGUAUAAAACAUGUAGGUUUUUAUCAGAUGCCUGUUUUUUUUUCUAUUGUUUGUUUUAUGCACUUUAUUAACUAUGAGUUGUCUCAUGAUGUGACGUGAUGUGACUGUUGAUUUUUGUCCUUUUCUCACUCAAAAUGUUUCGUCCAGUGAUUUCAGGGUCCAGCUCGUUUAGAAAGGACGAGUCAGUUUCAUCACAUCAGUCGCACAAGGGUCGCCACCAAAAACAAAAACAAAAACAAAUGUAAGCCCCCAGAGGCCACAGACCUCCAAGGGCCCCAAACGCCCCACAGCAGUAUAAUGUCAACGACAACCGGUCCAUCUCAUCGUCCUCUAUAGUCUGUUAUUCAGUGAAUUAAAUGCGUCAUUAUUCCCUAAAGUUAACAUAUUCUUAUUGUUAUUUUUAUCUGACCAUCAGUCAAAACCCAGAAACUGUUGAGUUUAUUAUCACAGGUGCCAGUUAAUUUUCAGUCAAAUAAUCAGCCAACCAUCUCAGCUGCAGAUCACUGCUUGGUUUCUAUGUGUCUGGGGUAAAUAAUGAGACAGUGGGGUUAAAUAGGGGUCCAACAACAAAUUGUUUCCCUGGGGCCCCUCAGUCCAACCACAUUCUCAAUCCGUACAACAGCACGUAACGUUUAAACUGAUGAUGUUUUUUAAGCCUCUUUGAAAUAUAGCGCAGACGCCCUGAUGUUUUGAACUUGACUCAUCGUCCUCUCUCAAGGGCCAGCGCUUGCUCAGUCUCUCCUGACAAACAUUUCUGAAAACAAGUCUUAUGUGUUGCCUGGCAACGUCCUAACGAGGUGAAGUAUUGGUUUUAUUCUAUGAAGAUGUUUGUGUAUAAUUAUUUUUUUGUACGAGCAUGUAAGUUUAUUAAUAUUUAUAAUGUGAAGAAAAAAUGUCUCUUUGUUGGUUUUUGAGGCGUCUGAAGAACUGAUUUUCUCUGACCAGUUCACUUCCUGUUUCCUGUAUCAGCCUUAAUGAAAAUCAGUCUCUGAUUGGCUAGCAUUGUGAUGAUGAUCAGUCCAUGCUGCACCCAGACCGUGUCCACAUCACAGUCAAUAUCAAUCAGUAAUCAAUGUUUCAUAUCAGGUUGUUGACAUUAAAGGAGCUAAAUGUGAGUUUUGCUGUUGCUACAUGGUAAACGUUAGUAUUAACAGCUGUUUAUUUACCAGUCUAGUUCAUCAACAAACUUCAUUUCUUUACUCACCAACAACUGUCUCCAGAGGUGGAAAGCAUCCCUCUUGUUUUGUUAGCAUGCUAACCAGCUAGCCCCACUUUCUGAUACCGAGUCACUGUAGCAUCCAGUCUGCCCUGAACAAGUAGCUGCUCAGAAGAUGUAUUAUAACUUCUUGUCUUGUAAACACAACAAUGGCUAAAGCGCUCAGCAAAACUGGGAGGUUAACAGCUGUCAAUGCUAACAUUAGCUAUGUAGCUAUCGCAAAACUCUUAAUUAGGCUACCUUCAUCAAUGCUAAUGUGAAGUCAUUUCAUAGCCGCUACUAAGAACUGCUCCAACAACAGCUGAUCCCGGAUUUGACCUCAACCUUUAUAUAUAACUUUAGUUACUGACAAACGAUGAAAGAUAAACUUAAUGAAAAGGAAUCAGGUUUAGUAAAAUACUAACGAACACCAACCCUGCUGAUGUAUGCAGCAAUGCUGAUUUUUAAUUAUUGUAACUGUCAAUCUUGUCCACAUUUUCAGCCAUUUUUGUGAUAAAUCUUUACUUCUGCUUUCUGGUCCUGAGACGUGACAGUGACUCAGAGGUCUGGAACCAGGCUAACUCAAACCUGGGUAAAUCUAGGAUAAAAUGCGACAUUAAGUAGCAUCAGUUUUUCAAAAUAAUGCAUCUGCAUAUCAAGUAUAUCACCUAUGAAGUCAGGUUUUGGUGUUAUUAUCAGUUCCUGUCCUUCAAUACAAUCAUAUAGUGAUAAAGCUCAUACAGUUGAAUGAUAAGUUAAAUAUCUGUCUGAGUCUGGGAUCUUAAAAAUAAUAUUCAACCAUUACAUCAAUCACACAUUUAGAAGUUAAUUUGUCCAUAACGCUACAGAGAAGUCCAGUAUGGGUGCAGCUUGGUGUCUGAGACAAACCGGAUUUAAUCACCUGCCUUUAGUUUUCUUCAGUGGGACUGUUAAACCUACAGAGGAGGAAAAACAAAACCUGAAUGUCGUGUGUGUAAAUUUACUCUGACUGUUAUGCUGUUGUGAGUUCUCCUGUCGUCUGUGAUGUGACGUUAAUGGGCCCUAAUGCAUGGUACUGUGGUGCUGUCUGACUGUGUGGCUCGCAGCAAACUGCUGGCUCCUCGUUUUCGCCUGUUUUAGAGCAGAACCAGCAGCUGAAUGUGGAGAGUUUCAUUCCAAAAUGGGACCAUGAAUUAAAAAAAAAAAAAAAAGGUGCUAUAAGGUCUGAACUGUUCAUAUUUACAACCUUGAGCCUCUAUGAGAUAAAUGAAAAAUAAACUUCGCAUCAGGAUUUGUGGCGUUUUGCAAACAAAUUCGACGUUUCACAUGCGGAAAAGAGGAAAACAUCCAACACAUCCAGCAUUAGAUGUUAGUGAACAGGGUGUGUGGAGGGAAUGCAGCUUCUUCUUUCUAAAUGUACCCUGUGUUAAAUAUAUACACAAAGCUAUUGGUGGCUUCUAAUGUUCAAGAUGCAGCAGCGCGCUAACAGCUAGCUACCAGUGACACGCACAGUAAUAAAUCAUGGUUAAAAAGCUGUGGUGUGAUAUUCGAUUCAGGUGUGUGAAACAGUCACUCUCCUCCCCCUCCCUCUGGUUUUCCUCAGUGUCUCAGCAUCAGGAUGUCGGUGGAGGUUGGACUCUUCUUCCUGCACAGUGAUAGACACACAAAGAAAUAAAUGACUUCUUAAUGAC